UGGACGGAGGAAACUCGCCCGCAAGCCCUAAUAAAAGGCUAUUCUCACUGCCAUUUGCCUUGUGUCUUUGUUCCUGGUUCGGCUCCAGCCUCAGUUUACCUUUACAUUUGGUGCCAAAACCCGGGAGGAGACCCCCUCCCUGGACCCCUGCCGGGUCGGGCAGGCUCUCCUCUCCCCGAGCCAGGACCUCCUUUCCGAGUCGGGAGCCGUUUCACCAAAUCCAAGACUCAAUUCAAUCACUGCUAGAUGGGCCACUGGAAGUCAGACUGCCCCGACCUAAGGACGGUCGCUGUGCCUCCACGGGACGACCCUCCUCCAUGUAUUGGAGGCGCCUUCCAGCUCCUCGACAUCGAUGAAGAUUGAAGAGGCCCAGACUCGGGGACCCCUCUCACUCUCGCCAAGCCCAGGGUCAUGCUCCAGGUAGCGGGUGGCAGCCGCACUCCAGAUUACCUGGAAGCUCCACAUUCCCUACCAUCCGCAGUUGUCUGGUAAGGUAUAACGCGCAAACCGCCUUCUUAAACUGCAUCUAACCAAGCUCACUCUAGAAACCCGCCUCUUGUGGAUAACUCUCCUUCCUCUGGCUCUUACUCAUCUCAGGGCAGCUCCUCGGGCCCCCACAGGGCUCAGCCCUUUUGAGCUACUGUACGGACGCCCGUUCCUCUUCCAGGAGCUGCCAGCCCUCUCCCCUCCCUUAGGCUCCUACUUCCCUUACUUAACCCUCCUAUGCGAGCUUCUAAGAAAACAUGCAGACCGGUGUCUCCCCACAUCGGUUUCCCCAAACCUUAAAAAUCCCGCUGUUGUAGCACCAGGAGACCUGGUACUGGUCAAGCAGCUGCAGCCCCGAGCCUUAUCUCCCUGGUGGGAAGGACCAUAUACCGUAAUCCUUAUCACGCCCACUGCUGCCAAACUCCUCAGCCUUCCCUCCUGGUAUCAUCUGUCCCAGCUGAAAAAAACACCCACCCAGCAUGAUUCCAGGUGGACGGCUCAGGCUGUUGUCCCUACUAAACCACGACUUAUGCGUGCCAGUAACGACCCUCUGCCUAACCUUCCUCAGCUAUCCGGUGCUCCUGAGCCUAGGUAAGACUCCUACCCAAACUCCCCUCUCUCCCCCGUCAACCCAUUCCGCUGGAGAUUCUAUCUGUCAGAGCCCUGGACCCAAAACAAUCACAUAAGUUCCCUCAUCUUAGCCACAGUUGACUGCCGACCCCAAGGGUGCCAGAGUCAAGUUACCUUUAACUUCUCCGCCUUUAACAGUUGCCCUGACUGGUGGAACCCAGUCAUAUGCUUUCUCUAUGAUCAAGUAGAAUAUAACUGUCUCAAUUACUGGGUAGAAACCAAUGGCGGGUGUCCAUAUCAUUAUUGUAACAUGCAUUUUACUUACCUUGACAUGUCAUACACCAAGUGGCAGCAACCGGCAUCAACAGUUCGGUUAGUCAGAUCAUACGGACGAGGAGAAGUGCCUACAUUCUUCCUUACCAUUCCUGACCCGUGGGACCCUCGGUGGGCAUCAGGUAUAGAGGCUCGCCUUUACCGGCACGGCUACGAAUCUUAUCCCGUAGCCCGACUCAAGAUUUAUAGGGCCUAUGUCAGGGUCACAAGCAGCCUCGUCAGUCUGGCCUCCAACAUCAAACAACAAGAAAAAGUCAUCUAAGCUCUAGCCAACCCAGACAACACAGUCAACUAAGACAACAAGCCUCAGGGCAGCGGUAACCCGUUUUCUUGGCUAACCCUAGUCAGAGAAGGGGCCCAGGUAGUACAUAUGGUCGGAGUGCACAACAUCUCCCGUUGUUUCUUGUGUGCAGCAUUUAAUAAGCCCCCACUGGUUGCGGUACCUUUACCUAGCCCUUUUAACUCCUCUAACCUAACCCCCUCCUUUCCCCUUCCCUGCCAAGCCCUGAGGGAAGUUCCUUUGUUCCAAGACCCGCUUAGACAACAACUCCCCUUUUGCUACUCCACCCCUAAUGCUUCCUGGUGCAACCGGACAGGAUCGGUGCCUCCAAAUCUCACCGCCCCCCCAGGCGAGUAUUUUUGGUGCAACUCCACCCUGUCAAAAACUCUCAAGGCUUCCGACACUACUCUAUGCCUUCCCAUCUCCCUAGUUCCCAGCCUCACCCUGUACAGUGAAGCGGAGCUAUCCUCUCUUCUGCCCCUUGCCCGCCCCCGCCAGGCAAGAGCAGUAUUCCUUCCGCUAAUGAUUGGAGUCUCCUUAGCCGCAUCCUUCGUGGCCUCUGGCCUUGGAACUGGAGCCAUAACUCAUCCUGUCCCAUCCUCUCAAGAUCUUUCAGCCCGAUUACAGGUAGCAAUCGAAGCUUCGGCAGAAUCCCUGGCUUCCCUCCAACGACAGAUCACCUCAGUGGCCCAGGUGGCAGCCCAGAAUCGCAGAGCACUCGACCUCCUUAUGGCUGACAAAGGCGGGACCUGUAUGUUCCUUAAUGAAGAAUGCUGCUACUACAUCAAUGAGUCAGGACUAGUAGAAACCAACCUCCUCACUCUAGAAAAAGUCCCAGAAGGACUCCACAAAAAAACCUCAGGAUUAGAGUCUUCAUUCGGGUGGUGGCAGUCGUCCAUGGCUAGCUGGGUCCUACCCUUCCUAAGCCCCUUACUAAUCAUUGGCUUCUUACUGCUCAGAGCUCCCUGUAUCAUCCGCUUCAUCCAGAACCGCAUAAAAGAAGUCUCCUGGAUCACUUUCAAUCAGAUGCUGCUCCACCCCUAUACCCGAGUUCUGACCUCCGAAAAACCCCACUACGACCCAAAACAGCAGGAAGCAGCCAGAUGAACAGGUCGCCCGUUUUUCUUAUUAGAAAGAGGUAGGAAUGUUAGGCAGGGACCCAGACCCGACAUGGCGGCGCCACUUGGCGUAGCAGGCCCUUUUUUCCAGCGGGCCCUUUGUUUGGAGACUUCCCUCCCUCUUUGAACACACCCUCAGACUUACAUACAUCAGAUGUUCCAGCUGGGCAGUCACACUCCCCCAUGACCUGCAGCUCACCUGCAUUCCACAAGUUCCUAAACAGCAGUUUCGGCUGACAGUUUCCAAAGACCCCUUCCUCAUGACCCUUACUCAACUCCUGCCCUAGUAGUUUCAAGACCCCCCCAGGCCCUGUUUGCACAACCAGCUUCCCUACCUCUCAGGCUAUAAGAAGCCCCACCCUCCUCCUUCAGCGCGACUUCCUCCGCCCACACCUUUGGACGGAGGAACCUCGCCCGCAAGCCCUAAUAAAAGGCUAUUCUCACUGCCA
Molecule: messenger RNA, 3236 nt
Organism: Macaca mulatta (Rhesus monkey)
Lineage: Eukaryota; Metazoa; Chordata; Mammalia; Primates; Cercopithecidae
Source: RefSeq, a predicted model, not a curated record